Messenger RNA from Vigna radiata var. radiata (mung bean), 1110 nucleotides. Its product is annotated as vacuolar protein sorting-associated protein 22 homolog 1. The record is from RefSeq and is a predicted model, not a curated record. The coding region runs from base 119 to 871 and encodes 250 amino acids. NCBI's taxonomy places the organism in Eukaryota, Viridiplantae, Streptophyta, Magnoliopsida, Fabales, Fabaceae. Gene Ontology annotation, cellular component: ESCRT II complex. The transcript is spliced from 6 exons. Gene Ontology annotation, biological process: protein transport to vacuole involved in ubiquitin-dependent protein catabolic process via the multivesicular body sorting pathway.
UUCUCUGAGCAGAUUCCUCACUUCCUUCAAAAUUUGAUCAACGAAAUCCGCACCCAAAAAACCCAAUUUGUUAGAAGCCAUAAAAUUGAAACCCCGAGUCGGCGAAGGAUAAAGGGAGAUGAGAAGAAGGCCAGGAAUUGGAGGUUUGCAGACGCACGCUGCUGCGAGGGAUCAAUUCCGUUUGCUUGGUGAAAAUGUCGCAAAGAUCAGAACGGAUUUGAUGAAGGAGCAGCUUGCCACCUUUCGCUCUCAGCUCGAAGAUUUCGCUCGCAAACACAAGAAUGACAUACGCAAGAACCCUGCAUUCAGAUCACAGUUUCAUGAGAUGUGCGCCAAAGUUGGAGUGGAUCCCUUGGCCUCAAACAAGGGUUUCUGGGCAGAGCUGUUAGGAAUUGGUGACUUCUAUUAUGAACUGGGAGUUCAAAUAGUGGAUAUUUGCUUGGCUACUAGAGCACACAAUGGAGGACUGAUCAACCUGCAGGAACUCUGCCAUCUCCUUCGCCAGAGACGAAAAAGUGAUCGAGGAGUUGUUUCAGAGGAUGAUUGCCUGCGAGCUAUUAGUAAGCUGAAGGUGUUGGGUAGUGGUUUUGAAGUAAUUUCUGUUGGAAAGAGAAAACUUGUUCGUUCAGUUCCAACUGAGUUGAACAAAGACCACAACGAAAUUCUAGAACUUGCCCAGGCUCAAGGAUUUGUGACAGUCGAUGAAGUAGAGAGACGAUUAUCUUGGAGUUCUGGCCGAGCCAUUGAUGCCCUCGAUACAUUACUUGAUGAAGGACUUGCCAUGAUUGAUGACGGCCAUAGAGAUGGUAGACGGAGGUACUGGUUUCCUUGUGUGUCUCCUAUCUCAUCAUCAACAGCAGUUGAUUCCUAAUAAAUUUAGUGGAAAGGAAACUUUGGUCUGAUUUUUAAAGGCCCGUGUAUGUUUAGAUUGUUUCAAAAUUGGAUAUAUCAUUGCUUUUUCUUUCUCAAAUUCUGUCCUAAAAUGUGAUUAGUUGUAUGUUAAUCUAGUAUAUACAUUUGUAUGUAUGGUAAUUGUUGAACUGGAAUAUAUACUAAAUUUUCUGUAAUGGUGCUUGCAUAAAAGCAGUACAAUUAUUUGGACUUUGUUCA